Aspergillus uvarum CBS 121591 is the source of this 1943-nucleotide messenger RNA. Its product is annotated as Zn(II)2Cys6 transcription factor. Gene Ontology annotation, biological process: positive regulation of transcription by RNA polymerase II; DNA-templated transcription. Gene Ontology annotation, molecular function: DNA-binding transcription factor activity, RNA polymerase II-specific; zinc ion binding; sequence-specific DNA binding. The transcript has 5 exons. The record is from RefSeq and is a predicted model, not a curated record. Gene Ontology annotation, cellular component: nucleus. Bases 56 to 1873 code for a protein of 605 amino acids. NCBI's taxonomy places the organism in Eukaryota, Fungi, Ascomycota, Eurotiomycetes, Eurotiales, Aspergillaceae.
AUUCUAUCACUUCAUGUUGUCAACUGUGCCAUAAGAUCACUUCUUUAUUGUAUUGAUGUUUCAUACAUUUGACCUGAGCCUCAAGCAUGGGGCUGAAGGGGAAAGUGAACUAUCACCGGGUCGCAAUGAUCGCGUUCGCAAAGCAUGUGAGCUCUGUCGACAGAUGAAGGUCAAAUGCGACGGAACCCAUCCUUGCAAGCAUUGCUCUCAUUCUUUUCAUGAGUGCAUCUAUCGCGAUACACAUCGGAAAAGACACGCCGACUCGGACCACAGAACUUCCGCCAGGCCAGGCAAAAAACCGAGUUUGCAGAAGAGAUCGAAUCAUAUCGAUGAUUUCGAUGCAGAUGCGUUGCAGAUUGCUGCAUGUCAGCCAGACACGCCGGGAAUCACGCAUGAAGGUGAUAGAGAAGAGGAUCGGCUGGAAGCACGACACCAUGGGUCUUCCGGAGAACGGUCUUUUAUAGAACGACUGAAGCUAGAACUCGGAGACUCCCCAGGCAUCGACUUUGAGAGCAGAUUGCGCGUGAAAGAGCGACUGGCUUCUAGGCUGUUCCUGCUAGGAGCUCCAAAUUGCUUAUCGAGGACUUCUGCGCCUCUCCCAGAGCGUCAAAGGGCACAGAUACUAGUCAACCAGGCUUUGGAUGCGCACUUACUCUACCAUGCUCUGCAUCGUCCCACCUUCACUUCUGUCUUUCAAUUGUUGUACUCUCUCGAUAGAGAAGACUACGGAGAGACAGAGAUCAGCCACCUUCCUCUCCUCUACUCUCUGAUGGCGGUAGGCUGCCUAUUUGAGAAACACAACGAACAUAAUCCCGCGGAGCCAUCAGGAGGCUCGCUUGCUGAAGGAUUGAAGUAUUUUGAAACCUGCCGCGAUAUGGUUGAUCUCGAAGCUUGUGAUAAUCUUUUUGCCUUGCAGGCCAUUUUCUUCAUGAAUAUCUUUCUCAUCAGUACCUGCAGAUUAUCCCGGUGCUAUACCUAUGUUUCUCACAUGCUUUCCCUGGCUUUUCGCAUGGGCCUGCACCGUCCCGGUAAGGCGGAUAGUCCGGUCAUUGUCGAGACCAAAAGAUCUCUUUUCUGGGCUAUAUGGCAACUUUUGGUCACUUUAGCUUCCAUGUGCGGCCUCCCAAAGCCAGUACCUGUUGAGGAGAUAGGGAUGGAUUAUCCCGAGGCCAUCAGUGCUCAGCCAGAUCAAGAAAGGACAGGACCUGAAGAGAGAGUUCAGGUACCAGAAACAAUACCGAGUCAUCUGAGUUACCUGAAACUCCAUGAAACCCUUUACAGAGUUGUGAAGAGCCUGUAUCCUCCAAGCACUAUGCAGCAUCGUGAUGCGAACGAUUUAUUGAAGCACUUUGUCACCAAGGAUACUAUUUUCAAAUUUGAGGACGAGCUACGGAGAUGGGCCAAGCACCUUGCAAUUCGUGACAUCCUAGCAAAACAUGAGAACAAUCAAUGGUCCCGAAGGGCGGAUUACGAAAUCUGUAUGGCUUUCGCUCAUACUCAAGUCUACUUAUACCGACCGUUCAUGCACUAUCUUUUUGAAAGUCACAACGUACAGCAAGAAGGCCGAAAAUAUGCACUGGCUGGGAUUCGUGCAAGCUGUAAUAUCAUACGUCUCGCGCAGGAUAUGCACCGCCAUGAUCUUCUAUUUGGAUCGCAGUGGCGCGUGGCACAUAUGAUCUCGACAUCUGCCCUCACACUUCUCUACGUUCUUCUUAUCGACAAGAUCUCUACAAUGGCGCCAUAUCUUAAGACCGAACUGAAUAUAGCGAGGUCUAUGCUUGUUACUCUUCGGCCUUAUUGUAUCCACUCGCAACGUGUUGACGACUGCACUCUCUCAAGGGUCAAAAAUGCAAGAGCUGGCGACUGUAGGUGACCAAGCUAGUCUCGCGGGAGGAUCAACCUAUCUAGAAACACCUGAUUUGGUGGCGAGGACAUUUGCCAAU